Plutella xylostella (diamondback moth) is the source of this 4369-nucleotide messenger RNA. RefSeq names its product CAP-D2 condensin subunit (gene Cap-D2). Gene Ontology annotation, cellular component: nucleus; condensed chromosome, centromeric region; condensin complex. Lineage: Eukaryota; Metazoa; Arthropoda; Insecta; Lepidoptera; Plutellidae. The record is from RefSeq and is a predicted model, not a curated record. Gene Ontology annotation, biological process: mitotic cell cycle; mitotic chromosome condensation; meiotic chromosome condensation. Gene Ontology annotation, molecular function: histone binding.
UUGUUUAGAUUUUUGAAAAUAAUAUUGUUUUUAGCGAAAAGAAAUGUUUUAGUCUAGUGUGUUCUAUGUUGUUUCAUAAGAAUAUAUAAAAUGAGCCAUUUUGAGUUCUGCAUACCCGUUCAAAAGGAUGAGCUCUUGGAGUCCCACGCCGGGCAGUAUCACGUCGAAGAUGUGGUCCAGCCGCGGCUACUCCUUUCCAAAAUACAAGAUGCUGCUAGAGCGUACAAUGCUGAAGGGGUUGAAUAUAUUCUGGAACACUUUGACACCUACUUCUCUAUCAUAGUUCAUGGCACCAAGCUGGAAUGGGCCAUAAUAAACAAAGGUUUUGAUCACAUAACGAGAGCAGCCAAGAAUAUGUGUAACCACUUGGAAGUUAUAUUUCAAGAUAAAGAAAUAGAUCCCGAUGUCAGAGUGAAAAACUUGAAUGUAGUUAAAAUGACAAUGUAUUUGUUCAGCAGCAUCAUGAAAACCAAAGACGCUAAGCUAGCAGCUGAUAACUCAACCAAGCUGACCCUGGGUAAGAAAGGCAAGAAGGCGACGGACGACGAGGAGUUCUGUGGCUGGACGGAGGCGGACAAGCAGGCUGCACUGGUGUCCCUCUACUUGGUGCUGCAGCAGCCACUGUCGCGCCUGUGGGACCCCCCACUCGCUGAGGACAACUUUGUUUCCAUGGUAGCUGAUCCAUGCUACAAGGCUCUGGAAGAACAAAUCAUCAAGAACAAAGCUGUCCGAGAGACUGUGUUCCAAGUACUUGGGGUUCUUAUAAAGAAGUACAACCAUGGCACUUCAUGCCUAAUCAAACUUGUGCAGGUUCUACAAACACAUGAACAUUCAGUGUCACCAAUUUGUGCUGGCGUGGUGCAACUGACUAAAGAGUUCGACCUGACCACUUUUGGACCUCAGAUGGUGCGCGAGAUAGCUGAGGCGCUGUCGCAGACGGAGGAGGGCGAGGGCGGCGGCGCGGCGCGGCACUGCGGCGCCUUCCUGCUGGAGCUGGCCACCGCCCUGCCGCAAGAGAUGACCGCCGCCAUCGCCACGCUGCAGCCCUAUCUAGAGAGUGAUGAGUCGUACACGCUCCGCAUCUCAGUCCUGGGCAUGAUGUGCUCAGUGAUCAGCGCGGCGCUGAGCGGCGAGGGGCUGGACGACGCGGCGCGCGCGCGGCGCGACGACAUGUUGGACGACCUGUAUGAACACAUGCACGACUUGUCGGCGUAUGUGAGGCAUAAGGUGCUACAAUUCUGGACGCGGCUGCAGCGCGAAGGCGGCGUGCCGGUGAGCCGCCAGCGCGCCGUGCUCACGCGCGCCGCCGCCCGCCUCAAGGACAAGGCCGCUAUUGUGCGCAAGGCCGCUAUACAACUGCUUAAGGUCUUCCUAGAAUGCAACCCAUUCUCAGCACAAUUAAAACUAGAAAUUCUCGAACAACAAUUAGCAGAAGAAACGAAAAUAUUGGAAGAUCUUCAGAAGAAGCUCAAUCCUGGACCAGAUCCAAAGUUGGUAGAAAAGUGGGAUAAAAUCGAAAAGGAUGUUAUUUCUACUAUAAAAGAGAACAUAGACACAAUGACCCAAGACGAACCAGAUCUGUCUCAGGCUACCUUAGAAAAUUUGUAUGAUUCCAUCCGCAAGAGUAUGAAAGAUAAACAGUACUACAAAGCGUAUCUUAUGGUCAAGCACACUGAGAGACAGUAUCCUGAUGCUAAACUGCUUAGAUGCCAAAUGGAGAAGAGUGAUCAAAUCGAAUACUUCGUAGCACUCCUGCGCAACGUAUUCAUCGUCCCCGAGCGGCCAGAGUCCUCGCUCACUCAGCAAUGCGAGAACGAGCUAGCGCUAUACAAGCGAGUGGAAGAGAAAGAGGGCAUCGUGGCGUUUCUGCAGGAAUCAGUGCAUUUCAGUCGCACGAUGUCUGAGGCCGUACCGUUAAUUAACUCGCUGUUGAUGUCGAAGCAAGCGGGUGACGUCAGUGAGGCGAUUGAGUUCUUUACCGCGGCGCAUCACUUCAAGAUCGAGUCGGCCAAGAUGGGCGUGGCUAAUAUGCUGUUGCUGGUCUGGUCGCCUGAUCAGGACAAGCGCGAAGCGGUAGAACGCGCGUACCGCGACAUGUACCUCGAGUGUGAGACAAAGGCCGAGCGAGCGCGCGCGUUCACCAUCGCGAAGAACCUUGUCGCACUCAUGUCGCACGUGGACCGCGGCAGCGCGCUGGCGCUCGAGCAUCUCGUGGAGAAGUGGCUGGAGAAGGGGGACAUAUCGCCCUCCAUUAUACAGGUAUUCUGGGAGAUGUUCCUCAAGAAGAUCGACGGCACAACAGACACGGACAGCUACGCGGCUCUCUCAUUACUAGUCAUGGUCGCACGAGCCAAGCCCUCCGUGGCGCUGGCUAACAUGGACGUGGUAUUGCAACAUGGGCUGACGGCUGAUUACCAUGCGAGGACUUUGAGUGCUCAGUUGUUGUUGGCUCUAGGGAAGAAGAAUAACAGAUACCCAGCUGAGCACGCGAUCUUCACCGCCGUCUACGACAGUCUCAUGGACACGUUCUCCAAGUGCAACAAGUUCAACGCUUUUGCAGCGAACUGCAUAGACCUAGUCUACGCCACCUGCGACACUCCCGACACCGUCUGCUCCAAGAUCCUCACAGAAAUGUACCGACGGAUGGAAGAGCUGAUAGUGAAGGAUGUCGAAAAUGAGGAGGAAGCCAGUUUCCCGACGGAACUGUUGAUCCGGUUUGUGUUUGUGCUGGGCCAAGUGGCGCUGCAGCAACUGAUCUAUCUGGAUAUUUGCGUGUAUAGCGAGCUGAGGAGACGGAAUCAGGUUCGUGAAGACCGCAAAGUGGAAGAGAAGCGCAAGAAGAAGGCCGGUCAACUAGCCACGCCGGGCCGCAAGCGCGGGCCCGUGGCCGACCUGCGCCGCCAGACGCUCAUGAACGCCAGCAACGCCAGCGCCUCUUCAAGACACCAUAAUAGGUCUACUAGUGUGACGUCUAAGGGACCUUCGGUGAACACAACAAUGACGGAAGACGAGGCGGGCCUAGAAGGCGCGGUGGCGGACGACGCGGACGCAGAGUACGUGCGCAGCGUGUGCGAGCGAGACAUCGUGGGCCCGGACGCCUCGCUCGCACGCUACCUGCCGCUGCUGAGGCAUCUGCUGACUAAUCCGGCCAAAUGCACGCCGAAGCUGCAGGCCGCUGCUGCGCUUACUUUUACCAGGUUCAUGCUAGUCUCCAGCACCGUCUGCGAGGAGGGCCUACAACUCAUGGUGACAGUACUCAAGCGGUCCAAGAACGUGGCGCUCCGCACCAACCUCACCAUCGCGUUCUCCGACCUCACGCUGCGCUUCCCCAACCUCACGCAGCCGUGGACGCACCACAUCUACCACAUCCUAAGCGACGAAGAGCUAGAAGUGCGUCAGUGCGCAGUGAAGAUGCUCUCAUUCCUCGUCCUCCACGAGAUGGUUCGCGUCAAGGGUCAGAUCGCGGACAUGGCGCUGUGUUGCGCGGACAAGGACCCUCGCGUCGCCGCCAUGACGCGGCUGUUCUUCAAGCAGCUGUCGCAGAAAGGAAACGCCCUGUAUAACGUCAUGCCGGAUAUUAUAUCGAGGCUGAGCGAUCCGGAGCUGAAUGUGCCUGAGGAGCAGUAUAGGGUGAUUAUGAAGUACAUAACAUCGCUCAUACAGAAAGACCGUCAAAUGGAAGCGCUAAUAGAGAAACUGUGCCAAAGAUUCAAGCUAUCCACCGAGGAGAGGCAGUGGCGGGACCUCGCCUACUGUUUAUCUCUGUUCUCAUACAACGAGCGCUCGCUCAAGAAGCUCAUGGAGAACAUGGACUGCUACAAGGACAAGCUGCACUGCAAGGGAGUGAUCGAGUGCUUCAACACGCUCAUGAGCAAUACUAACAAAAUGGCUAAGAAUGAAAUUAAAGCGCUAGUACAAGAGCUAAGCGACAAGAUAGAGGAGUGCUUCGCGGUGACGGACAAGGACGCGGACGAGGAGAUGGAGGAGAGAGGGGAGCCCCGCGCCGCCCCCGCGCCCCGCGCCACCCCGCGGAAGAAACCCGCCCGGAGGAACCGGCGCAAAUCCUCGUCUAGUAAUGAUGAGAACGAAGCCCCGAAUGAAGAAGCUCCGCAGUCAGUGAGGAAAUCGAAUAGGCGCGGCGCCGCUAGGAAGCAAGUCUCCGCCAGUCACUCCGAUGAAUCGGAUGAGGAGGACUCUAACAAGAAGAAUGAAGACGAAGUGUUUAAGAAACCUACCAUAAGAAAAACAACGCGUAAACGAAAGUGAUAUCCAUGAAAUGUAAUAAUAAUACGUAAUAUUAGUAUAAUGUUGUACCCCAGGUGGGUUAAUUGUGCCACAAAUUGUUUUAAAAGCCUAGAAUAAGAAGUAA